AUGGCGGAGUUUGACUCUGCGCGCGCUGGCCCGCACGGCGCCGGAGCUCCGAAGGAGGGAAAAGAGCAGGGUGACUCGCUCCCCAAGACAGAGCGCUGGUGCACAGACGUCGUCUGCCUGGUCAUCUUCGUGCUGCACUGGAUCGCCUUCGUGGUGGUGACCUUCGCGGGCUCGCAAUACGGGAACCCCGCGAAACUGUACCGCCCGAGAGACUUCAGCGGCGGCUACUGCGGGAUCGGAGACUUCUCCGCCGCCGAGAAAAUGGUCCUCAUGAUGAACCUCUCCACCACCGUCGAGCCCGUGGCGAAGCAGUUAGUCUGCUCGACGGCCGCCAUGGAGGCUCUGGGGAGCCUCUGGGGCGCGUCCUCCCUCGAAUACGCGGGGUACCUCUGCGCCUGCUGCCUGGUGGCCUGCGAGAACUGCACCCAGAGCCUCGUGCAGCCAGACCUGGCGGACCCCUGGGCCCUGCUCAGCACGAUCGGAGGCCGGAUGGGGGAGCUCACGAGCCUCAGCGCGGGGGCGUCUCUGUUCUCCAGCUCGAGCGCGAACUUCGGAUCCUUUAGCGCCGAAGACGUCUGGAGCAACAUCGGCACGUACUUCGUCCAGGUCUGCCUCGCCGACGCGUGCGCCGUCCCGAGCGCGUCCAACUUCUCGGGCUACAGGGAGCACGUCUACAGCCCCGCCGGCGACCUGCCGUGGAAGACGGCGUGGGACGCCCUGACAAUGGCACUGGCGCUGCGGCGGGCAUCGGCUCCAUCAUCUCCUCGAGCUUCAUCUUGCAGGCGCUUCCCGAGAGCCGCUGCCCCUACGACGCGAGGUACUGCGUCGCCUUCCCGGGCGUGGAGUUCUCGGAGGCGGUGGAGGGCUGGUGCCUGCCGAAGCCCACCCGGGAGGUCUCCGAGGCGCUCGGCCAGACGGCGGCGGACAACCUGGAGAGCCUGGGCGCGAACUCGCUCGGCGACGUCCUGA
Prorocentrum cordatum is the source of this 969-nucleotide messenger RNA. NCBI's taxonomy places the organism in Eukaryota, Dinophyceae, Prorocentrales, Prorocentraceae. The record is from the annotation of a GenBank genome assembly.